AUGGAGUGCUUUCUUGUUCUCUUCCUCUUGCUUGUGUGCGUGUGGCUGCGCGGGUCGCCGCCACCGCGCGACAGCACCUUUGGCUGCAGCCUCCACCAUGGUCUCCUACGCGGCCACAACGCGUCCUCGUACCUCACCAACGGUCAGCUGCGCUACCUCGUCGGCGAGCCGCACGACGUUGGCGCGAUCUACCAAGUCUGCGACCACGGCACACUCACUUGCUACGAAGAAGACGGCACCGCCGACGGCCACGUCGACGACGUCGUCGCGUGUCCACGCCACGCGCAGCGCCGCCUCGGUGUUGCCAGCGACAAGAAACGCCGGCUAUGGCCCGACGCCGUCCUCUGCUACGAGGUGGCGUCUGCCUUCACCGCGUCCGAACGCGCAGCUGUGUUUGCCGCCAUGAAGGUCCUCGCUUCGGACACUGGCCUCGCCUUUGUAGCGCGCCACGAGUGUGCUGCCGGUGCGACGAUCUGCGGUCACUGCCAGCACUACGUCUCGAUCGAGCAAGACCCAAGUGACAAGCGCGGCACGUUUGCCGAGGUGGGCUACCGCGGCAAGGCGGGCCAGAAGCUCAAUUUGCUUCCGCGGGCCUUCAACCAUGGCCUUGGCUCGCUCCUGCACGAGCUACUGCAUGCGUUUGGCGUCGUACACGAACACGCCCACCCGGCCGCGACUGCCGUCGUCCUGCGCAACACGCUGGGUCUUGUCGCGCGGAGCAACUACGUGCUCAUCAAGGAGGCGCUCGUCACCAUGUACGACGUGCACUCGAUCAUGCAUUAUGGCCACGGUCUCUGCCUCCCCAAGAAUCGCAGCAUCAAGUACUGCGCGAUUGACCAAAACGAACGCGAUGGCUGCGUCGUGGCGACGCCCGACGACUGCGACCACGAGCGCUCGAACGUCCUCGGCCAGCGCAGAGCGUUGAGCAAAGGCGAUGUGCGCAGCGUACAGCUGCUCUACGGCCUCGCGACUACCGUCACGCGCGACCAAGUGCAAGCGGCGUUGCAGUUGUCAGACGCGAGUCCGUAG
Molecule: messenger RNA, 1029 nt
Organism: Saprolegnia parasitica CBS 223.65
Lineage: Eukaryota; Oomycota; Saprolegniomycetes; Saprolegniales; Saprolegniaceae
Exons: 1
Coding region: 1-1029 (342 amino acids)
Biological process (GO): proteolysis
Molecular function (GO): metalloendopeptidase activity; zinc ion binding
Source: RefSeq, a predicted model, not a curated record